AUGGCUCCAGUUACUUCUAAGAAAUCCAAAUCUGUCAAGAAAUUUGUUGUUGACGUUGCUGCUCCAGUUGAAAACGAUGUCUUUGACCAAGAAAGUUAUGUCAAAUACUUGGUUGAACACGUUAAAGUUGACGGUAUUGUUGGUAACUUAGGUAACGACAUUUCCAUCACUGCUGAAUCUGACAACAAAGUUGUUGUUGUCGUUAGUGGUAACGGUAGCUUUUCUGGUAAAUACUUGAAAUAUUUGACCAAGAAAUACUUGAAAAAGAACCAAAUCAGAGACUGGAUUAGAUUUGUUUCUGUCAAGCAAAACCAAUACAAAUUACAAUUCUACGCUGUCGCUGAAGAUGACGAAGAAGAAGAAGACGAAGAAUAA
This is a messenger RNA of Candida albicans SC5314, 375 nucleotides long. RefSeq names its product 60S ribosomal protein eL22. The transcript has 2 exons. Gene Ontology annotation, molecular function: RNA binding; structural constituent of ribosome. Gene Ontology annotation, cellular component: ribosome. Bases 1 to 375 code for a protein of 124 amino acids. Gene Ontology annotation, biological process: cytoplasmic translation. The record is from RefSeq and is a predicted model, not a curated record. NCBI's taxonomy places the organism in Eukaryota, Fungi, Ascomycota, Pichiomycetes, Serinales, Debaryomycetaceae.